This is a messenger RNA of Sordaria macrospora k-hell, 1965 nucleotides long. RefSeq lists its product as uncharacterized. Gene Ontology annotation, molecular function: translation elongation factor activity; GTP binding; GTPase activity. Lineage: Eukaryota; Fungi; Ascomycota; Sordariomycetes; Sordariales; Sordariaceae. Gene Ontology annotation, biological process: translational elongation. The record is from RefSeq and is a predicted model, not a curated record.
AUGGCAUCAAAACAGGCACCGCACGAACGACGAAAAGGCGAAGCUGCCCUUAGCGACUUUGCCGAGUACGUCGAGAGACAGCAGGCAUUGCGCUACCCGAACAAGGCUACCCAGAGCCAGAUCGCGAUAACAGCAACAGCAACAGCAACAGCAGGCGCAGGCGCAGGCGCAAGCUCAACAGUAACAACAACAAUAACAGACGCCCCCAAAGUCGAACAUCAUGCCGAACUCGACGACAUCCUCGACAGUCUCAAUCUCUCCGAGCCCGGUCCGCGAAUAAGACUGCGCGACCUCCUUCUGUCCGCGCCUGACGAUGACGCCUCCCGCCAGAAACUCGCCGACAUUAUUGGGGAGCGGCUAGACGAAGGCCACGGCGAGUCCGUCUUCGAUAUUGGCUUCGAAAACCACGGCGAGAGCAUGAAGUUGACCAAGGAAGAGUGGGAGCUGGCAUACAAGAGGUUAUCGCAGGUCGCGGCCAAGAUCGACGCCGAUUGCCAGCUGUUGUUGACUAAGAACCUGGGCUCGGGCGACCUCGACGGUACCCCGACCCGCGACGGCGACGUAAGCGGCAAGGUGAUGAUCCGACGACGCCCGUCGGCAGCCGAGGAGGUGAUCGAAACACGAAUAGCAGUCGUGGGCAAUGUCGAUGCCGGUAAAUCCUCCAUGUUGGGUGUCCUGGUCAAAGGCGACUUGGACGACGGCCGCGGUCGCGCGCGCGUAAACCUCUUCAGGCAUAAGCACGAGAUAGAGACCGGGCGCACUUCGUCUGUCGGCAUGGAAAUUAUGGGCUUUGACUCGCACGGUCAGACCGUCCUCUCUGACACUCCCGGUCGCAAGCUCUCGUGGGAAGAAAUCGGCAAGCGCAGUGCCAAAGUCAUCACCUUCACGGACUUGGCGGGCCACGAGCGCUACCUGAGGACGACCGUCUUUGGCCUGUUGUCAUCGUCGCCAAACUACUGCCUGCUAAUGGUAGCAGCCAACAAUGGGCUAAUAGGCAUGUCCAAAGAGCACCUGGGUAUUGCCCUGGCGCUAAACGUGCCCAUAAUGGUGGUCAUCACCAAGAUCGACAUUUGCCCGCCCAACAUCCUGGAACAGACCAUCACCCAGAUCACCCGCAUCUUGAAGUCUCCCGGCGCGAGGAAGAUUCCGAUUUUCAUCAAGAGCCGCGAAGAAUGCAUCAACACGGCCACACAGUUCGUUUCCCAGCGCAUAUGCCCCAUUUUCCAGGUAUCCAAUGUCACGGGCGAAAAUCUGGACCUGGUCCGCGCGUUCCUUAACAUCUUGCCGCAUCACGGACGGUACGACGCCGACGCGCCGUUCGAGUUCCACGUUAACGACACUUUCAGCGUUCCCCAUGUCGGCACGGUCGUCUCGGGUAUCGUCAAGUCGGGUGUGAUACAUGCGGGCGAUGAGGUUUACUUGGGUCCGGAUGGCUUGGGCAGGUUCACGACUACAGCGAUUAGGUCGAUUGAACGCAAAAGGAUAGGUGUGCCCGCGGCGAGCGCAGGCCAGUCGGCGAGCUUUGCGUUGAAGAGAGUGAAAAGGAAAGAUGUGCGUAAGGGCAUGGUGGUGUUGUCGAAGACUGAAAGUGGACCGCCAAAGGUUUAUAGGGAGUUUGUUGCUGAAGUUUUGAUCCUCUCCCACGCAACCACCAUCAAAACCAAAUACCAGGCCAUGCUCCACGUCGGCCCCGUCUCCCAGACCUGCGCCAUCAUCGACGUCGACCGUCCGUUUAUCCGAACCGGUGACAGAGCCACUGUCGCGUUUCGGUUCGUCCAGAGACCCGAGUAUCUGGUCCCGGGUGACAGACUGCUCUUUAGAGAGGGCAGGACCAAGGGGUUGGGUAUUGUCAAGAGUUUGGGGUAUGAUCCCGAAAGACCGUUGGGUGGGGUUAGUGUGGACGAGGGGGGUGAGAAGGGCGCUGGUGGCGUUGAGGAUGAGGAGGAGGGGAAGGUUGGUGCUUGA